This is a messenger RNA of Lactuca saligna, 537 nucleotides long. Lineage: Eukaryota; Viridiplantae; Streptophyta; Magnoliopsida; Asterales; Asteraceae. The record is from the annotation of a GenBank genome assembly.
AUGUUUGGAAUUGAUGAUCAAUCUAUGGAGAAAAUUAGGGAAGAUACGGUGAUUAUAGUAGGUAACGCAAAAUCUACUUCCUCUAGCAGUAACAAAGAGAAGAAAAAACUUGAUAGAGGAGUUAGGAAAAGUGCGUAUAUUCAUAACUCGCUUUCUAAAGAAACUAGGGAACAAGCAAGAGCAAGGGCAAGGAAGAGGACAACUGAAAAGAGAUAUAACAAGAUUGAUGGGGGUGAUGUUGGUGGUUCUGGCUCUGAUCAGUAUUCUAAAUUUAGACCACAUUUCGAUCAGGGAGAAUCGUUGGAGGAAGUGAGAAUCGUCCGAGUAGAUGAUCGAGAAAUGGAACAAAAUGAGAGAAGAUCGCAGCAGAAAAAGGAAGCAAGUGGUUGUAAUCUGUGUCGAUCUUUAGCGGCAACACCUAAUAGUGGCGACAAAAAAAUCAAUAUUGGCGACAUCCAAUCUUUAGCGGCGACAUACGUAGAGGGAAAAGAAGGCGCAUUUUUUUCGACCUUUGGCGGCGAUAAUUUAGGUCUUUAG